CAAAUCUGUCUCCAAAACCUUCUCUCCCUCUCUGUUGCAAUGGCUAGUACGACGACGAACAACCACAACGAGCAGGAAGUAAACGGUUCUGAUCAAAACCAGAACACGAAGUUACGUUUCGAAGAUGCUGAUGAAUUAAUGUGCGACGCCGGUGACAAUGCCGAUGUCGCUGAUGACAUAACCAGCGCCGAUUACUACUUCGACUCUUACUCACAUUUUGGUAUUCAUGAAGAAAUGUUAAAGGAUGUAGUGAGGACAAAGUGUUAUCGAGAUGUUAUAUACAAGAACAAGUUCCAUAUCAAGGACAAAAUCGUUCUUGAUGUAGGAGCUGGAACAGGAAUCUUGUCUCUGUUCUGUGCCAAAGCAGGAGCAGCUCAUGUAUACGCAGUCGAAUGUUCUCAAAUGGCUGACACGGCAAAGGAGAUUGUCAAGUCGAAUGGUUUUUCUGAUUUUAUAAAGGUUUUGAAAGGGAAGAUUGAGGAAAUCGAGUUUCCAAUUCCUAAAGUGGAUGUGAUUAUCUCCGAGUGGAUGGGUUACUUUUUGGUUUAUGAGAAUAUGCUGGACACUGUCUUGUAUGCUCGCAAUAAAUGGCUUGUCGAUGGUGGAAUUGUUCUACCAGAUAAAGCAUCUCUCUAUCUUACAGCUAUAGAGGAUGCUCACUACAACGAAGACAAAGUAGAAUAUUUUAUUAAUGUAUACAAUUAUCAUGAAAUGGUUUGUAAACCCAACAGAAUUUCACCGUUGCUAAUGGUUUCCACCAAAAAUGACCAAUCUAAGAUGUUUACAUAUACAUAAGAUGUUUCCAAUUGAUUGAUGUUUACAAUGGAUAUCUCUAAGAUGGCUUCUGGAGAUGCUUCCUUUACAGCUCCAUUCAAGCUUGUCGCAAAAAGGAAUGACCAUAUCCACGCCCUUGUAGCCUACUUUGAUGUAUCAUUCACCAUGUGCCACAAGAUGAUUGGCUUCUCAACAGGACCAAAAUCGCAAGCAACACACUGGAAACAAACGGUGCUGUACCUGGAUGAUGUUCUGACUAUAUGCGAGGGUGAAACAAUCACUGGAAGCAUGACCAUUGCACCUAACAAGAAGAAUCCACGAGAUGUCGACAUUAAGCUCAGUUAUUCUUUAAAUGGCCAGCAUUGCAAGAUCUCAAGGACCCAACUGUACAAUAUGCGGUAA
Eutrema salsugineum is the source of this 1176-nucleotide messenger RNA. RefSeq names its product probable protein arginine N-methyltransferase 1.2. Gene Ontology annotation, molecular function: protein-arginine N-methyltransferase activity. The transcript is spliced from 8 exons. The record is from RefSeq and is a predicted model, not a curated record. Gene Ontology annotation, cellular component: nucleus. Gene Ontology annotation, biological process: peptidyl-arginine methylation. NCBI's taxonomy places the organism in Eukaryota, Viridiplantae, Streptophyta, Magnoliopsida, Brassicales, Brassicaceae.